GGGGGCCUGCUCCUGCCUCUCCUUUUCCUGGGGACAGCAGUGAAAGCGAAAGCCAGAGAGAAGUUGCUGGGAAUCCAUUUUAGUCUCAGGGGACAACAACCAUGAGCACAGACAGAUCGAUGUGGCCCUGGUGGCAGCCCCUGAGCCGUCUGCCCCUUCCUGGGGUCGUCCUCCUUUCUUCCCUCUUUGUGCCAUACACAGUGGAUCAGACUGGCACCAUGGUUGGAGUCAUCCUGGGGAUCCUGAUGGGAGCAGGAGCCGCAGCUGCUGUAGCUAUUUACUUUUCAAAGAAGAGGAAAAAAGAGGUGCAGGAGCCAAAGCGGUGCCUGCUGGGCCAAGAGGUGACCCUACACUGCUCCAUGGAGGGGAUGUUCCCUGAGGAUGUAGCUGUGAUGUGGGAAAGGAUCCACAGUGACGACAGGAUGUUGCCUGAGAGCGCUGGGGAUCAAAAGAGCCCUGAGCACCGGCCGCUGUCACCUGCCCUCCCCGAGGGCUGGAGAGUGACAGAGGAGAGAGCUGGGACCUGCCUCACAUCCUACCUGACCUUCACCCCCACGGUGCAGGAUGAUGGGGCGCAAGUCCGAUGUGUCUUCCUCCAUGAAGCCAAAGGGAUCAGAGAGGAGCGAGUGUCCCCAGAGAUCCGGGUGUGGGCCCGGCCACAGGUGUCUGAGAUCCGGGUGUUACCAGAGUGGGACCCCCGCGACAAGGUGCCGUUCGCUGUUCAGAUGCAGAGCUUCUACCCCAAGGAGGUGCCCCCGAUCCAGUGGGGCUGGGAUGGGGACGGGAGCUGGAGGGAAGACCCUGCCCGGAUAGACAAGAAGGCGGACGGCACGUUCACCGCGACGAGCGUCUGGAGAGUGCCCAGUCAGAGCCUGACCCGGCCAGAUCUGCGAGUGCAAGUGUGUGUUCAGCGUGGCCCUGGAGAGCCCCCAAGCAAGAGAGAGCUCAGCCUGAGGGAUGCAGGUCUCCUGCGUCCCCCAGAGGUGUCUGAAAUCUCCCAGCCCAAGUCCAUGGCCAAGAGGAAGGGAGUCACCCUGAGCUGCCACAUCACGGGGCAUUUCCCAGGGGAGCUGAGCGUGACCUGGCUGCGGAGGGGCAAGGGGGAGGCUGCUGCUGUGAUCCUGCAGGGCUCGGCUGAGUGGAGGGUGGAGCCCGGCACGGCCGUCCUGGCACGGGACGGGAAGAGCUUCCAGCAGGACACCAGACUCACCCUCUUGACCUCAAUGAACCAGGGGGCAGAGUACAUCUGCCGCGUGGGACACCUUGCCCUGGAGACCCCCAUAGAGAGGAGCACUGCCUACCAUCCAUGCCUUCCAGAUCUGGGGGAAGUCUCCCGCCUGCAGGCCCUGGUCCCUGGGCAGCCAAUGAAUGCACAGCACCUUCUAUCAAGAUCCUACCCCAGGCAGGUGGCAAUGACCUGGCUGCGAAAGAGAGCAAAAAGGAAGGAGGCAAAGCCCUUGGAGAGCUUAGACCUCCACAGGAUCCACACUCCUGCCCCCAGCCGGGCACCAGAUGGGAAGUCCUACAGCAUGGAGUCUGAGCUGCGUGUCCCGCCCACGGGGCCUGAGGAUGACAGGGUUAGGUACCAGUGCCACAUGGAGCAUGAGGCCCUAAAGAAACCCAGGUCCAGGUCCAGUGGGCAGCUGCAGCUCCAAGGUCAUUCGGAGUCCCCCAGAGCCACCAAGAGCUGAGGAGGGAGGGAGCAGCCGAAGACAGAGGCAAUGUCACCAGCGCUGCAUCUCUGCCCCACCCAGGAGAUUCCAGGAUGCUUCCCAGAGCUGAGCUCUGGAUGGGAUGCAGGGCCCAGGGUCUGGCUCAUGACUAGAUCCUGGCUGGGUCAUCCCCAGGCCUCCAAUGGUGAAGGCUGCUCUUGCCAUCCUGCCUCCCACAUGUGGUCUGUGCGGUGGGGCUGGGCAGGGAGCCCAGGGCUGGAGGCUGUCUCUCCUUGUCUGUCCAUGCGUGGCCCAGGCCUGUGUGGCCCCCAGGCUGCCAGAAUAAAGAUGACAGUGCUGAUGA
Alligator mississippiensis (American alligator) is the source of this 2016-nucleotide messenger RNA. RefSeq lists its product as uncharacterized. The transcript is spliced from 8 exons. NCBI's taxonomy places the organism in Eukaryota, Metazoa, Chordata, Crocodylia, Alligatoridae. Bases 102 to 1691 code for a protein of 529 amino acids. The record is from RefSeq and is a predicted model, not a curated record.